AGAAGAGGCUGCCCGUUGCCUCCGAGACCUCGAGCUUCCAACGCGCGAUAGUCAAUAAUUGCCUUUAGGGUGUACCGGGUCGGUUUCGUGAGCUAGAUUUCCGUCCUGAAGUUAGUCGACGGCGUGGUUCGCCGCGAUCGGCUAGAUAACGCGGAAGAUCCUUGGGAAAGAUGAUUCGCGUGGACGAGACGGACCCGGUUGGUGGUAAGAGAGAUCGAACCGAGUUUCCCGUACAGAGACGUCACCGUGAGGAAGGGUGUUGAAUUCAAGGAUCAUUAUGACAUCCAAUCAGAGAUUGGACGGUAAGUAGUAAGUUGGAAGAUGCUUAGCCUAUAACUGUGCACACCGAUGACGCAAGGAUAUACGUAUACAAUUCCACUUUGUACAAUAUGCAUAUAAAGAUCUAGAUGCUGUUAUCGUAGAAAAAGGAUCCUGCGCAAAAUUCAUCGUGGAAUGUCUUGGCAACCGGCAUCUAUACCUAUAUUCCACCUCAUAAAUUCAUUGCGCUACUCUUGCUACGCAACAUCGACGUGAUACGCAUACGUCACACUAUCGCAAGAGACAAUGAAAUAAGAAGUGGAUGCUGGUUGAGUAUAGAACGUCCAUGGAACGUCCGCUAGGCAUCGCCUUCGCUCUUGUGGUCCGGAAUAAAGCAUCGGAUUAGAAAAUAUUUUUCUAUCAUCAAAGAACGAAGAUUGUAUCCGCGCGUCGUCGUGACGCCUAUGAUGUUGUGUUCGCUGGUACACACCUAUAUCACUGUGUCUAUACGCUAGACAGUCGUAUAUAUGAAUAGACGCACCAAACUGUAUAAACUGGUCGUCGAAUAAUAACAGUGAAAAGAGUGUGCGUACACGUUCUUGUAUAGGUAAUCAAGGUCUUCGCGUCUAUAAAUAAUGCCUUCGCUUCGAAGAGUGACGUUGCACGUCGUCUCGACGGCAAUUCGAUCAGAUGCUGGCCGUCGCGACGCCCGCUACGUGCAAGACGCUCUUGACACGAGGGUUCAAACGGGCGUCGAAGCAUCGCGCGUAACAACGUUCCACUCAGGCUGCUCCACUAACUCACUGACUCACCGAUCUUGCAAGCUGGCUAACAGUGAACAAACCAAGUCACCCGGUUGCCAAGAUGUCAAAUGACAAAUUGGCACCUGCGGUGCUUGAUUUCUUAACGCAGCAUCCGACCGGUACUCGAAACAAAACAAUGGAAAAGAAAAACAAAUAUAAAAGGGCAAGUUCGGUACUGUUUACCGAUGCAUGGAAAAGUCUAGCGGCUUGCAUCUCGCUGUUAAGGUUGUCAACACUGCAAGGAAGGAGGACAGACGUGCUGUCGAGAGGGAAGUCGAGAUCAUGAGGAGACUUCAGCAUCCUCGAUUGAUACAGCUGUAUGAUGCUAUCAACACCGGCAAGCAGAUAUAUGUUAUAUUAGAAUUAAUCGAAGGCGGUGAACUCUUCGAGAGGGUGAUCGACGAUGACUUCGUACUGACUGAGAGAAGCUGCGCCGUCUUCAUGAGACAGAUAUGCGAGGGUAUGGAGUUUAUUCACUCGCAGAAUAUCUUGCAUCUGGAUAUGAAACCUGAAAAUAUAUUAUGCCUUACGAAAGAGGGCAAUCGUAUCAAGAUCAUAGACUUCGGUCUGGCAAGACAAUACGACCCUGAGAAGAAGCUUCAGGUACUCUUUGGUACGCCGGAGUUUGUUGCACCGGAAGUCGUGAACUUCGACCAAAUAGGUUUUGGCACUGAUAUGUGGAGCAUCGGCGUCAUUUGUUAUGUGCUACUUUCAGGGUUGUCACCGUUCAUGGGAGACAACGAUAUGCAGACGAUGGCGAACGUGACCAUCGCCAAGUACGACUUUGAUGACGAGGCCUUCGCCGACAUAUCCCAGGACGCCAAGGACUUCAUCAGGAGUCUUCUGAUCAAGGACAAAGAACUGCGAGCCUCGGCAUCUCAGUGCCGCGCGCAUCCCUGGUUGGCCAAAAGGUCCACCGUACCAUCGACCAGGGUUGGGGAGAAAGCGGAAGUAGAGAAACCGAGAACGGACGUUGACGUUAUCGUGACGAGAGAGGAGCUCGACGUUACCAAGGACAAUCUGAGGCUGUUCGUCGAGCGAUGGCGAGAGCAUCCCAACAGCCCUUACUUGAUCGAGCACCACGAGGCUAAUGGUUCCUGGCAUCCGGACAACGCCAGGAGGUCCAAUUCCGAUGAGAACAACGUGGAAUCGGUGUCUCUGCGGGGUCAGAGUCCGUCGCCCUGUGGUAGUGUCUCUAGCUCAUUGUCAGAAAGUACCAGCUCACCGAGGGAGAAUGGCAACUUCCUACUUCCGGUGCCAAACUUUUCUUACGCCUUCGAAAGACGCGCGUCUGAGGGUACUGCAUUGGCACCAGAGAAACGUGACGCUGCAGCGCAGAUUGUAUUAGCUGAAGAGAUCAUUAAAUUGUCUGAACACCUUAGAUCAAUUGCCAUGGGACCUAAAGUAUCUGGGACUGACAAUGACGCACCUAAUGUUGACCUCCCUGCAGAAUCCGCUUCUUCAGAAGAAGCUAAGGCUUUCGUUAGUGUUAAUUCCACUGGGGUCCAAGAUAAAGCAGUUAAAACGUCAAAGCCAAAGGAAGACGAGAAGUCUGGACUUUCACGAAAUGGUGCCACGACGAAAAUCUCCUCCAAGAGAAGCGAUAGCAUCGUUUUCACUGAUACUACCACCAGGACCAAUGAGAUCUCUGAGAAGCUCUCGAACAUUACUAAACAAAGAAAGAUUAAUGGUACUACUUUCAAUGGUGUACGAACGUUUGAAAGAAACACAGAAUCAAUUCCUACCCCAUUCGCUACCCUAAAGAAAACAUCAAAGCUCCAAAUGGAUGGUGCAGUCCCCAAAGAAAAUUCGUCGACCAACUAUGAUCGACUCUUUCGUGAUCGUGUAAAGACCAGUACCUUUCUGCAGAAGAGUCAUACCUUUGGGUCUACAUCCAAAAUGGAGGAUAUGCAGAUACCCUUCCUGAACGUGGAGAGAGAAAUGGAUCUGACUCCACCAUGGCGAAGGGCGCGGUCAAAGCAUCGUUUUAGCGAGACCUGUAGGGAUGUGCCCCGCAUCUCAAAUCUGCAGGAUAUUCACAAGAAUCUUAACCUGGACGAGCCUACGAGUACGAAGGACCUUCUGCUGCAGCUUCUAGGAGAAUGGGACGACGCAUCCAGACCCAGUGGAAUUGGUAGAAAAUCAGUCAGUGUUGACUGGUGCGGCGAGGAAUCCAUAGCUCGAAAAUCAAUGAAUUCCCUCGCCGAAUAUUUUCAAUCAGAGUCGCAGAAAACUAAUGCCGUGGGUGGUGGUCGACCCUCGACGCCACCAUUCAUACACCGUUGACGAGAAGAGUUCAUCCUCAGGGUCUUCCAAUGCGUAUCUAAUUGUGACGGAUGGAUUAAAAUUGGAUUUUCCCAUGUAGAGAGACUUGGAUAUACCUAGUUCGUUUUCUUGACGACGAUCUACGUAAUCCUGAUUGAUAUAUUCCUUGGCUCUGAAUCUCGUCGAAUUCCUCUUAGGAUCCGCCCCUGUGCAUGUUAUUCUUUUAUUUAUUAUAAAUUUAAUAUAAAGGUGACUAACUGAUCACGCGAGA
Cephus cinctus (wheat stem sawfly) is the source of this 3597-nucleotide messenger RNA. Its product is annotated as CBL-interacting serine/threonine-protein kinase 23. Gene Ontology annotation, biological process: protein phosphorylation; positive regulation of apoptotic process; intracellular signal transduction. The transcript has 8 exons. The coding region runs from base 1251 to 3347 and encodes 698 amino acids. Gene Ontology annotation, cellular component: nucleus. Lineage: Eukaryota; Metazoa; Arthropoda; Insecta; Hymenoptera; Cephidae. Gene Ontology annotation, molecular function: protein serine/threonine kinase activity; ATP binding. The record is from RefSeq and is a predicted model, not a curated record.